AUGAAGGUCACCAGUGCCUCAGCUUUCUCUCUUCUGCUUGCUCUGGCUCAAUCCGCUGCCAUUGAGCGUCGCCAGCAAGGCGAUGGCCCAGGCGGAUCCGCAGAUGCGACGCAAGGCGACCUUGGUGAACGGCCACCACCGCGGUUCCCCUUUCCCGUUACCAAGUUCCCGGUUCCGAAUGAGACUGUAGUUCUCAAGGAAGCAAUGUACAUCCUUCCUGGGCAGGUCUUUGACGGAGAGGGCACGGAUGCCGACGCGGUCUUCAAUCUUCUGCCGGGUUCGACAAUCCGCAACGUCAUUAUUGGCAAACACCAGGCUGAGGGUAUCCAUGCAUUGGGCGACGCAUGGGUCGAGAAUGUGUGGUGGGAGGAUGUUUGUGAGGAUGCACUCACCUCGAAGGGCUUGAACACCCAACUUAGAGUGAUUGGUGGCGGUGCUCGCAAUGCCACUGACAAGAUCUUCCAAGAUAAUUCUCUUGGCGGGAAGUACAACAUCACCGGCUUCUAUGCCGAUGGUUUCGGAACUUUCUAUCAAUCCUGCGGUAACUGCUUGAACCAGUCAAAGCGAAAUGCCACUAUCCAGAAUGUGAUUGCACUUAAUGGCAAUAGAAUGGGCAUCAUCAACCCCAACUACGGUGACGAGAUCCGCAUCAAGAACACUCAGCUGAAAGACUUGAAGGUGAUGGUCGACAAAGAGAUCGCAAACAACAUGCAAACCGUUCCAAUCACGGUUGGCACCGGCCCAGACCAGAAGUACGCCCUGUACAACGAGACGAGAGAUGCUAUCACCGAGUGGGAGGGAACUGUGGAGAACGCAUACGAGCCCGAGGAGCCAUACGAGUGGCUUGAGGCUUAUUGGCCGGAUGGAUUCAACUGA
Messenger RNA from Colletotrichum scovillei, 876 nucleotides. Its product is annotated as polysaccharide lyase family 3. Lineage: Eukaryota; Fungi; Ascomycota; Sordariomycetes; Glomerellales; Glomerellaceae. Gene Ontology annotation, molecular function: pectate lyase activity. Gene Ontology annotation, cellular component: extracellular region. The record is from RefSeq and is a predicted model, not a curated record. The transcript is spliced from 6 exons. Gene Ontology annotation, biological process: pectin catabolic process. The coding region runs from base 1 to 876 and encodes 291 amino acids.